AUGAUCCGAAACAGAACCUGCGACAACCCUCCUCCGUCAUUUGAUGGAAACAACUGCGAAGGCUCGGCUUCAGAAAACCAGAGUUGCAAGCUCACUAACUGCUCUGUGAACGGAAAUUGGAGUGUAUGGAUGGCAUGGAGUUCCUGUUCCGCAUCAUGUGGGAAUGGUACUAGAACCCGCAACAGAACAUGUGAUAAUCCUGUUCCAGCAUUUGGUGGUGAGGAAUGUUACGGUAUUAAUACGGAUAGUGAAGAGUGUAUGAUAAUAAACUGUCCAAUUAACGGAAAUUGGAGUGUAUGGUUGGCAUGGAGUUCCUGUUCCGCAUCUUGUGACAAUGGUACUAGGACCCGCAACAGAACAUGUGAUAAUCCUGUUCUAGCGUUUGGUGGUGAGGAGUGUGACGGUAUUGAUACGGAUAGUGAAGUGUGUAUGAUAAUAAACUGUCCAAUUAACGGUAAUUGGAGUGUAUGGUUGGCAUGGAGUUCCUGUUCCGCAUCUUGUGACAAUGGUACAAAGACCCGCAACAGAACAUGUGAUAAUCCUGUUCCAGCGUUUAGUGGUGAGAAAUGUGACGGUAUUGAUACGGAUAGUGAAGUGUGUAUGAUAAUAAAUUGUCCAAUUAACGGUAUUUGGAGUUCCUGGCAGUCAUGGAGUGACUGUUCUACAACUUGCGGUGGUGGUAUUAAGAAUCGAACAAGGAUUUGUGAUAACCCUGCUCCUGAACACUUCGGCCUGGACUGUGAUGGACAUUGCUUUGAAUCGUCAUCUUGUGGUGAAGGGACCUGUCCCCCAUCUGGUGUCUGGGGUACCUGGACAGAGUGGACUGACUGUUCCGCGUCUUGUGGCGAGGGUGUUUCAGGCAGAACAAGAAUAUGUGACAACUCUACCGGCAUUGAAUGUAUUGGGACUAAAUCAGAAACAAAGGGUUGCCAAAUAUGGAAAUGUUACGACAGUUGGGGAGACUGGAGUGCGUGCAGCUUUACGUGUGGCAGCGGAAUACGGACUAGGAACAGGACAUGUGACGGCGAAUUUACCGGAGAGAAAUGCGGAUUGAAUACUACGAUGUUCAGAGAUGUGAAGAGUUGUGUAAACCCAGAAUCCUGCCAGGAAUCCUUUUGCGAAAGUAGAAAUGGGAUUUGUUCCUACCAUCAUCCACACAGGGGUGACCUAUACAUCACGUGCGAUGGAAACCGGUUCAUGUACGAGCGUUUGUGCAACGUGUUGCUGAGGUACAAGGUCAGUAACACCGAUGAAUGUGAGGGAUACUGUGACAGGGAGGACAAUGUACCUUGUUCUUUAUGAUUGACUUUUUUGUGUAAAUAUUCGUGGACAUGUUAUAACUGGUCGUUGUAUAUUACCAAAGUCUUAUGUUUUGAAAUUUAACACUCAAUACAUAGUAGUUAAUUAUUUGGAACAUAACAAAUUUGUAAUACAUAUAAGCAAGCACUAUUAAAGAUAAGAAAUAAGGUAAAAAUGACUGAAAUAUUGGUAUAGUAUAAUCUGGUAAUCACCA
This is a messenger RNA of Mizuhopecten yessoensis (Yesso scallop), 1513 nucleotides long. Its product is annotated as coadhesin-like. The transcript is spliced from 2 exons. Lineage: Eukaryota; Metazoa; Mollusca; Bivalvia; Pectinida; Pectinidae. The coding region runs from base 1 to 1302 and encodes 433 amino acids. The record is from RefSeq and is a predicted model, not a curated record.